Capsaspora owczarzaki ATCC 30864 is the source of this 853-nucleotide messenger RNA. Its product is annotated as ptplb-prov protein. Gene Ontology annotation, molecular function: 3-hydroxyacyl-CoA dehydratase activity. NCBI's taxonomy places the organism in Eukaryota, Filasterea, Ministeriida, Capsasporidae. The transcript is spliced from 5 exons. Gene Ontology annotation, cellular component: endoplasmic reticulum membrane. Bases 11 to 724 code for a protein of 237 amino acids. Gene Ontology annotation, biological process: fatty acid elongation; very long-chain fatty acid biosynthetic process; sphingolipid biosynthetic process. The record is from RefSeq and is a predicted model, not a curated record.
UGAUCAUCCAAUGGCUGGACCAUCAUCGACUGCCGCUGCUCCUGCCAAGAAGCCGACGCCGCUGCCCGUCAAGCUCUAUCUCGCUGCGUACAACCUCGUCCAGGCUGCAGGAUGGUCGUACAUUCUGUACUUGAUGAUCGAUCACUACUUUGUCCAACAGAAGAGCUACAACACGCUCUAUCCCGUGGUCGAGCAGGCGCUGGCCAUCUUCCAAACCGGAGCCAUCCUCGAGAUCAUCCAUGCCAUCGUCCGCUUCGUCAAGUCCCCCGUUGCCAUCACGUUUGUGCAGGUCUACUCUCGCGUCUUCCUUGUUUGGGGCAUUGCCCACAGCGUGCCAGAGACCCAACCCCACUGGGCCUUCACCCUGAUGCUGACUGCCUGGACCGUCACGGAAAUCAUUCGCUACCUGUACUACUUUUUCAACCUGUUCGGCUCGGUUCCGUACAUUCUGACCUGGUGCCGCUACACGUUCUUCUACGUUCUCUACCCGAUGGGCGUCUCGGGCGAAGUGAUCAUGAUCUUCCAGGCCAUGCCCGUGGUCGAGCGCAACAAGCUCUUCAGCACCGAGCUUCCCAACUGGUACAACUUUAGCUUUAGCUACUACUACUUCCUGAUUGUGAUGGCAAUCACCUACGUUCCCGGUUUCCCGCCGCUCUACCAGUACAUGAUCAAGCAGCGUCGCACCAUCAUCGGCGGCAAGACAGACAAGCGCAAGUCCGAGUAAGAGCUCAAGACGUUUGUGUGCGCGCGUUUUUGAUGCUUUUUGUGUUUUGUCGUGGGUAUUCCCAAUCCAUUUCAAACCGCUUUCCACAACAAGGCUCAAUCUACUGUAGUACAAAUCCAUAUCCAUCAU